Messenger RNA from Racocetra persica, 139 nucleotides. Lineage: Eukaryota; Fungi; Glomeromycota; Glomeromycetes; Diversisporales; Gigasporaceae. The record is from the annotation of a GenBank genome assembly.
AUGUAUGCAAACUAUUAGAACUAUUCAAGUACAACUUCAAAUUAGUUCGUCUAUGAAUUCAUCUAGCAAUUCAUCUAAUAUUCCAAAAGAAAUUUCAGAAAAAAUUCUAUAUAAUGCAGCACCCAAAAAAGAAUUAUAG